Messenger RNA from Camellia sinensis, 2778 nucleotides. The record is from RefSeq and is a predicted model, not a curated record. Lineage: Eukaryota; Viridiplantae; Streptophyta; Magnoliopsida; Ericales; Theaceae.
UAAAGACAUGGUCAAACAAUUACGCAGAGUCGUGAUUGUAAUUGUCAAACAAGAACAAAAUGAACUAAAAAAAUCACCUGUCUCUCUCUACCCAUGUCUGUUCUGUUCCAAGUCAAACCCCGCUCGCUCCUCCUCCAUCUUCCACUGCAUCCCAAUACUCUCUCUCCUCACACCCACAAAAUUUAGAGAGAGAGAGAGAGAGAAUGAAGCCACCACCAUCAACAGUAUUCCCAGUCUUGUUCUGUCUUUUCAUCAUCUUCUUCUUCUGUAUCCUCAUCUCAGCAGAUAUAUCUCCUGGUUCAACCCUCUAUGCUUCAAACCCUAACCAAACUUGGAAUUCCCCAAACACCACCUUCUCUUUCGGCUUCAUCUCCUCCGGCGGCGGCGCAGCCUUCUUCGCCGCCAUCACCUACAACGGCAUCCCCGUCUGGAUCGCCGGCGCCUCCGACCCCGGCGGCGGCGCCUCCGAUUCCUCCGCCUCCCUCCAAUUCCUCGUUGACGGCAACCUCCGCCUCGUCAACGGCUCCUCCUCCACCGCCGUCGUCUGGCAGUCCAACACCGCCGGCCACGGCGUCUCCUCCGCCGCCCUCCACGACUCAGGUAACUUCGUCCUCCGAAACGCCACCGUUUCUGUGUGGUCCACCUUCGAUAACCCUACUGAUACAAUCUUACCCUCACAAAACUUCACGGUUAACAAAGCAUUGCGAUCUGGGUUGUACUCUUUUAGUCUUCUUAGCUUUGGAAACUUGACUCUCAAAUGGAAUAACACUAUUCUGUACUGGAAUUUGGCUUUGAAUUCAUCAUUUCAUUCAAACUUAACAUCACCCAAUUUAGUUCUUCAAUCAAUUGGUGCAUUGUCACUACAUGAUCAAUCGCUUUCGAGACCUGUGGCCAUGGUUUACAGCAGUGAUUAUGCUGAAGGAAGUGAUAUAAUUAGGUUCUUGAAGCUUGAAAAUGAUGGGAAUUUGAGGAUUUAUAGCUCUGUUAAGGGAACUAAAACAAGCAUUGUAAGAUGGGUAGCUGUAAAAGAUCAAUGUCAAGUUUUUGGGUACUGUGGGAAUAUGGGUAUUUGUAGUUACAAUGAUUCAAAACCCAUUUGUAUAUGUCCUUCCAUGAAUUUCGAUCCGAUUGAUCCGAAAGAUAGUAGAAAAGGGUGUAAGAGAAAAAUGAAUAUAGAGGAUUGUCCUAAAAACGUAACCAUGUUGCAAUUAAACCACACAGAAUUCUUGACAUACCCUCCCGACAUCCCUUCGCAAAUUUUCUUCAUGUCUACAUCAACGUCUAGGUUGAAUUGCAUAACCAGUUCUCCUUGUAUUGCUGCCACCUCAUUGUCGGAUGGGACUGGGAGGAUUUACAUGAAAUUUCCAGGUUUUGUAAGCGGGUAUCGGUCACCUACACUACCUAGCACUUCGUUUCUCAAGGUUUGUGGACCCAUAAUACCGAGCCCUUCUGUUUCCUCGCCUAGGCGCAACGAUUGGAGGUUGCAUGCACGGAUUGUCCUCGUUGUGGUCAUAGGCACCGCCGUGGGUUUCAUUUUGUUAGAGGCCGGUUUGUGGUUGUGGUGUCGUCGUAGCAGUAGUAGCCCGAAAUUUGGGGGUUUUCCGGAUCAAUAUGCUUUUGUCGAGUAUGAAUCGAGUGCACCAGUUCAGUUCUCAUACAAAGAGCUCCAAUGCGCCACAAAAGGUUUCAAGGAGCAGCUAGGGAAAGGAGGAGGACUUGGGGCUGUUUACAAAGGUGUUAUUGCCAAUGGCACUGUUGUUGCAGUGAAGCUGCUUGAGGGGAUCGAGCAGGGAGAGAGACAGUUUAAGAUGGAGGUUGCAACUAUAAGUAGCACCCACCAUUUGAAUCUAGUAAGAUUGAUCGGAUUUUGCUCUACAGGACGUCACAGGCUUCUGGUAUACGAGUUCAUGAAAGAUAGGUCCCUCGACAUGUUCCUUUUCUCAUCAGAAGAAAAGUCGGGAAAGUUAUUGAGUUGGGAUUGUAGAUUUAACAUAGCUCGAGGCACUGCAAGGGGUAUCAAAUAUCUUCAUGAGGAGUGUCGAGAUUGCAUUGUGCACUGUGAUAUAAAGCCAGAAAACAUUCUCUUGGACGAGAACUUCAAUGCCAAAGUCUCAGAUUUUGGCCUAGCACGACUCAUUAAUCCUAGGAACCAUAGGUACCGAACGUUGACAAGUUUUAGAGGGAAUAUAGGAUAUUUGGCACCAGAAUGGGCUGCAAAUCUUCCAAUAACAUCAAAAGCUGAUGUUUACAGUUAUGGGAUAGUUUUGUUGGAGAUAGUGAGUGGGAGAAGGAAUUUCGAGUUCUCUUGGGCUUAUGAAGAGUUUGAGAGGGGAAAUGUGAUGGAAAUUGUUGACGCAAGGCUUGUCGAUGAUCAUAAGGCGGAUAUGGAGCAAGUGAUGAGGGCAAUUCAGGUAAGCUUUUGGUGCAUUCAAGGGGAACCGUCUAAGAGGCCAACUAUGGGGAGAGUGGUGCAGAUGUUAGAAAGGAUUGUUGAGAUUGAAAAGCCGCCUGCCCCUAAGGCGGUGGAGGAGAUGUCUGCUAUUGGAACCAUUGUGAAUGGGAGGAAUGUAGAGAGGGCAUCUUCAUCCCUUCUACGAUCCGAGCACAAGUGGAGCUCUGACUGUUAACCAUUGCCGAGAAGGGACGGUUGGCCAUUUUAGUUUUUUUUUUUUUUUUAAUUUUAUUUUAAUAGAUUAAAAUAUUUGUGUUUGAAAAGAAGAUUGAAUUUUUUUAUUGUUAGAUACAAUGUUUGUUAGAUAAAAAAAAAAUUAUAAAUUU